AUGUCGUCGCGGUUGAAGCUUCCCAACCACAUCACUUCUCUCCGAAAGCAACCUCAACUCAACUUUUCAAACCUCCUGAAAAACCCAAUUCAAGUCACUUGACUUGACCAACAACAAAUCUCUUAGAAGCCGAUGCGGAAUAUCCUCACCCGAAUCCGAUACCCCGCACUCACCUCACUCGCAUCCGCAUCACGCACUCGCGCUCUUGCCAGCAGCAACAACAACAACCUGUUCAACCUCAACCGCGACCUCAACACCAAGUUAAACCUCACCACCAACCAAACCCCCGUCCAAAGACGCCCCAUCUCCAAAAUGACCAUCCAAAAAACCCAAGAACCCGCCAUCACCUCCAUCACCGAGCUGACCCCUCAAAAUGCCAAAUGGCUCACCCUCCAACAAAUCCACUACGUCGACCAAACCGGCAAAUCGCGCCUCUGGGAGGUCUGCGCGCGCAAGACGCGCUCCUCCGAUCCUACCCCCGUCGGUUCGCACGGAAUCGACGCAGUAGCCAUGUGCAACAUCCUUUUGCACCCGUCCCGCCCGCCCGCCACCGUCCUGGUAAUCCAAUACCGGCCCCCCUUGGACGCCUACACGAUCGAGUGGCCUGCCGGUCUAAUCGACGCGGGGGAAACGCCCGAGGAGGCCGCGGUGCGGGAGUUCAGGGAGGAGGUCGGGUAUGAGUGUGUGGUCAAGUCUGUGAGUCCCGUGGAGGCGGCGGAUCCGGGGCUGAGUAAUACGACGAUGGUGAUGGCUACUGUUGAGGUGCAACUCAAAGAGGAGGAGAAGGAGGGGGAGUUGCCUGACCAAAGGCUGGAUGAGGGGGAGCAUAUCCAGAGGGUGGUGGUGCCGAUGGCGGAGCUGUAUGAGAGGUUGGUGGAGUAUAGUAAGAAGGAACGGCAUAUUGUGGCGGCGAAGUUGUUUCAUUUUGCGCAGGGGAUGCAUUUUGCGACGACGGAGAGGUAUGGUGUUUUUGGUGAGAAGAAGGAGUAGGCUGCGCGGGACGGAGAGGCACGGGCAUGAUAGAGGUACCCCUCUGAGUCGAGGGU
This is a messenger RNA of Neurospora tetraspora, 1046 nucleotides long. Its product is annotated as NUDIX hydrolase domain-like protein. Gene Ontology annotation, biological process: ribose phosphate metabolic process; nucleoside phosphate metabolic process. NCBI's taxonomy places the organism in Eukaryota, Fungi, Ascomycota, Sordariomycetes, Sordariales, Sordariaceae. The record is from RefSeq and is a predicted model, not a curated record. Gene Ontology annotation, molecular function: ADP-ribose diphosphatase activity. Gene Ontology annotation, cellular component: nucleus. The transcript has a single exon. The coding region runs from base 133 to 990 and encodes 285 amino acids.